GGCGCAGAUGGGCCGCGAGAAAUCUUUGUUCUUGGAUCUCAUCUCCUGGAUGAAGAGCGAGAACAAGAAACGGAUGACCUACGACGAACUGAAUAACAUGACCUACUGUCAUCAUCUGAAUGAGAAUCUCGCUGUCGUCAACGUGUACUAUGAAACCAUGGCCGUUGCGAAAACUGUGGAGAGUGCUCUAUAUCCUUGGACAAGUUUCAUCGGGACAUUGGGAGGGUUGUUGGGUCUCUACACUGGAAUCUCCUUCCUCUCCGUUCUGGAAAUGCUGGAGUGGAUCUUCGACCUUCUCUUGUAUGGAUGGAGAAAGCCUCGGCACGACAGGAUAGGACCGAAGCGACUGGUCAUCAUCACCAUGAGGGAGAGACCUGAAAUGGAAGGAAAAUCCGGAAAGAAGGAAGCGGAGAAAACAGUCCUUACUUGGGAAGAUCCGCCCAUCUACAACCCUCCAAGUUUUGAGGAAACCUGGAUAGCUGCACUCGAUCUUGCCCAUUCUCGUAAAUUACUCAAGACGUAGGGAUCUUCGUAUCCGUAGAUCGACGACUAUGCG
This is a messenger RNA of Darwinula stevensoni, 556 nucleotides long. The record is from the annotation of a GenBank genome assembly. Lineage: Eukaryota; Metazoa; Arthropoda; Ostracoda; Podocopida; Darwinulidae.